This is a messenger RNA of Morus notabilis, 2033 nucleotides long. Its product is annotated as formamidopyrimidine-DNA glycosylase. The transcript is spliced from 11 exons. The coding region runs from base 109 to 1785 and encodes 558 amino acids. Gene Ontology annotation, molecular function: damaged DNA binding; zinc ion binding; DNA-(apurinic or apyrimidinic site) endonuclease activity. Gene Ontology annotation, biological process: base-excision repair. The record is from RefSeq and is a predicted model, not a curated record. Gene Ontology annotation, cellular component: nucleus. NCBI's taxonomy places the organism in Eukaryota, Viridiplantae, Streptophyta, Magnoliopsida, Rosales, Moraceae.
ACACACUGACAGACCCGACAAGAAAAGCGCGCCAAGCGAAAACACUAGCCAACUCUUCCACUCUCAGAGCCGAUUGUACGGAACCGCCACGACCACCGAGGAGCUGAAAUGCCAGAGCUUCCGGAGGUGGAGGCGGCUCGGAGGGCCAUAGCUGAAAACUGCCUCGGGAAGAGGAUCAAGAAGUCGAUCGUAGCCAGCGAUCCCAAGGUCAUCGAUGGCGUCUCCGCCUCGGACUUCGAGGCCUCUCUCUUGAGGAAAACCAUCGUCGCCGCUCACCGCAAGGGCAAGAACCUCUGGCUCCAGCUCGACUCGCCUCCUUUCCCUUCCUUCCAAUUCGGAAUGGCGGGUGCUGUAUAUAUAAAGGGCGUCGCUGUCACGAAAUAUAAGAGGUCUGCUGUAAAGGACGAUGAAGAGUGGCCUUCCAAAUAUUCCAAGGUUUUCAUAGAACUAGAUGAUGGAAUGGAGCUGUCUUUCACUGACAAGAGGCGAUUUGCUAAAGUCCGAUUGCUGAAAGAUCCAACAUCAGUGCCUCCAAUAUCUGAGCUUGGCCCUGAUGCUCUCUUGGAGCCUAUGACAGUAGAUGAAUUUGCUGCAUCGUUGAGUAAGAAGAAAAUUGCAAUUAAGGCUCUGUUACUUGAUCAGAGUUACAUUUCAGGCAUCGGAAAUUGGAUUGCAGAUGAAGUGCUAUACCAAGCGAAAGUUCAUCCUCUGCAAGUUGCAGCCACCCUGUCCAAAGAAAGUUGUGCAACUCUACAAAAAUGUAUCAAAGAGGUUGUUCAUUAUGCUGUUCAAGUUGAUGCUGAAUCUAGACACUUUCCACGUGGAUGGUUGUUUCAUUUUCGGUGGGGCAAAAAGCCUGGAAAAGUUAAUGUCGAAGUUGGAGCAGAUAGUAGCCAAUAUCCAAAUAAUUGGAUUUUUCACGCCCGUGAAAAGAAGCCUGGCAAGGCUUUUGUAGAUGGGAAGAAGAUUGAGUUUAUCACUGCUGGUGGCAGGACAACAGCCUUUGUACCUGAGUUACAAAAGCUAAGUGGAAGCCAAGCAGCAAAGGCAGUGAGUAAACAGGGGAAACAAAGUAACCGGAGAAAAGGGCGUCAGGAUGAGGGUGACAAGGAUGAACAAGAAAUUGAUGAAGGUGACAUUGCUGAAAAGACCACCAGAAAGAAAGAGAUGAAGCCUAAGGGUCCAGCUAAGAAGAAGAUUCCAGCUAAAAGAAAAUCUAAAGAAAGUGAUGGUGGUACCGAUGAAUCAGAACCUGAUGAAGAUAAUAUUGCUGGAAAUACCAAACCAAAGAAAGGGGUGAAGGCAAAGGGUCAAGUUAAAAAGAAGCUUCCAACUAAAAGAAAAUCUAUAAACGUCGAUGAAGAAAAUGGUGGUGGUACUGAUGAAGAAGACGAGGAUGCUGAAAAUACCAAACCAAAGAAAGGGCCAAAGGCUAAGGGUCAAGUUAAGAAGGUUCCGGCUAAAAGAAAAUCUAAAGAAAGUGACGAAGAAGAAAAUAGUGAUGGCACUGAUGAAGAAGACAACAUUGCUGAAAAUACCAAACCAAAGAAAGGGACGAAGGCGAAGGGUCAAGUUAAGAAGAAUCUUCCAGCUAAAAGAAAAUCUGAAGAAAGUGAAGGCGAAGAGAAUGAUGAUGGUAUGGAAGACAAUGAUGAUGAAGAUGACAAAGUUCAAAAGAAGAGAUCCAAGAAAGUAACAGAUAUACAUUCCAAGACAGGCAAGACGACCAAGAAAAAGGUGCAACCAAGUCAAACUAGCAAGAAUGUGAAAACAAAAUCGAAAUAGGUACCCACCCAAAUAUUUUGGGCAGCCAUGCAAGCCCAGUCAUGUUUUGGAAGAUGGAAAAUGGGAAUUUUGGUGUUUUCUUUCUCUGUAACUGUUCUUGUUAUUUAUUUUGUGUUGUAACUGGGCCAAUGUAUGUGCCUUCUGGUAGUAUUUAGUGACCCGUAUUUUGCACUCGAAUGAACUUGUUAUUAAGGAAACAAAUCCUCAUUUUGGUUGACCUAAAGAGUGGCAAUGCUUGCAUUCAGAAA